Messenger RNA from Salvelinus fontinalis (brook trout), 5632 nucleotides. RefSeq names its product stromal membrane-associated protein 2-like. Lineage: Eukaryota; Metazoa; Chordata; Actinopteri; Salmoniformes; Salmonidae. Bases 684 to 2783 code for a protein of 699 amino acids. The record is from RefSeq and is a predicted model, not a curated record. The transcript is spliced from 10 exons. Gene Ontology annotation, molecular function: GTPase activator activity. Gene Ontology annotation, biological process: regulation of clathrin-dependent endocytosis.
AGUAGAACUGGUUAGUAGAGACCCUACUGAGUAUUUACCAACCCACUUUUGCUGAAACAGGUAGAAAAGGUUUCUCUCUACAGCCUAAUAUUUUCAACAUACCACUGUCAACAUAGUAUUUUUUCCGUAUUGGUCUAUUAUUAUUUGUUUAACCAUAUUUUUGUAUUUCUUUUCUUAAAUUACUUAUUGCCUUUUCUUGUUGGCACAAUAAAGAGACGAGAGAGUAGUUGACACUGAUGCGUGUAAAAUUCGCGUAGCUAAAUCGUUUGCUGCGCUAUAAUUUUACACAAGAGGGCGACAGAAAAUAUUCUAAUUUGUUGGGAUAUUUGACUUCCAAACAGACAUUUUUCGACAAAAGAAUACGAGUGCAAAUAGGUUAUAUCCUGUAUUGCCAGCCCCAGUACUCAUGCAUUGCUGCAAGCUAACUGGCUACUCGUAGCUUCGACUUGAGGGAUUGUUCCUUAACGUGCGUGAAAAACUAAUCACUUCCUUCUUUUGAAGAGGAUAACGAGGACGGGCGCUGCAUAGCUUGUUCUGAAUUUCAUUUUCCUGGGGUCUGGUUUUUAUUCUAACAACGGAGCUUAUCUGAAUUAGGCUAUUCCAUCUACUAGUAUCUUGAUAUUAGGACGACAGCGACGGGUGUCGGAAAGGUGUUAGAGGCAGCACAGAGAAAGAGAGUGAGGAUGCUGACCGGUAAAUCGGUGAAAGACAUUGACAGAUAUCAAGCUGUCCUUACAUCGCUACUAUCACUCGAGGAGAACAAAUUCUGCGCGGAUUGUGAAUCCAAAGGUCCCAGAUGGGCGUCGUGGAACCUGGGUAUAUUCAUCUGUAUCCGCUGUGCUGGGAUCCACAGGAACCUGGGCGUCCACAUCUCCAGGGUCAAGUCUGUCAACCUGGACCAAUGGACACAGGAACAGAUACAGUGUGUCCAGGAGAUGGGGAAUGCCAAGGCCAGACGACUUUAUGAAGCUUUCCUACCAGAGUGCUUCAUACGACCAGAGACUGACCAGUCAGCAGAGAUGUUCAUCAGGGACAAAUAUGACAAGAAGAAGUACAUGGACAAGGUUCUAGACGUCAACAGACUUAGAAAAGAGAAGAGCUGUGAAAACAUCCCCAUGGAGCCAGUAGUGUUUGAGAAGAUGAAGUUGGUGAGUUUGAAUAAGAGAGAGAACAGCCCAAAGACACAGACCCAGUCUCCAUCUAUCUCUGACCUCCUAGGACUUGACGCUCCUGCUCCUCAUGCUGUUGUAUCUAAUGGUAGAUCCAGCCCUGGAGAGAGGGGGAGUCCUGCGGCGGCUAACCCAGCUACGAUGCACUCUGACCUGAAUCUAUUCAGCUCUCUGCCUGCCUCUUCCACCACCUCCACCAAGACAGCGCCGGUGGGUAGCUCCAUGCCCAGGGGUGGUGUGGCCACGUCGGAACCCGAGAACCUCAGCCUGUUCCUGGACUCAGCACCCAGACAGGAGGGCUCUAGGACGAAGAUGUCCAAGGACUCUAUCCUCUCGCUCUACGCAACCACACCCACAUGGCACCAGAACCUGGCUGCACGAGCUGGCCUGUAUAUGAACCCAGCCCAGCUGGGCUACUACGGAUCAUACCAUUCCCUGGCCACGCAGGGGGGAGCGAUGGGAGGAGGCAUGAUCACAUCACACUCCAUGAUGGCCCUGAGUGGUCAGCAGCAGAACGGCAUGAUGGGAGAACAGCAGAACGGAAUGGUACUAGGACAGCAGAAUGGCUUUAUGGCUCAACAGGGUGUCACGGGGCAAGCGGUCAACACCUCCCCGUUCCUGGCAGGAGUGCCCCACAACAUGAUGGCUCAGCAGCAAAGCAUCAUGGGAGCUCAGCAGAACGACAUGAUGGGAGCUCAGCAGCAAAGCAUCAUGGGAGCUCAGCAGAACGACAUGAUGGGAGCUCAGCAGCAAAGCAUCAUGGGAGCUCAGCAGAACGGCAUGAUGGGAGUUCAGCAGCAAAGCAUCAUGGGAGCUCAGCAAAACGACAUGAUGGGAGCUCAGCAGCAAAGCAUCAUGGGAGCUCAGCAGAACGGCAUGAUGGGAGCUCAGCAGCAAAGCAUCAUGGGAGCUCAGCAGAACGGCAUGAUGGGAGUUCAGCAGCAAAGCAUCAUGGGAGCUCAGCAAAACGACAUGAUGGGAGCUCAGCAGAACGGCAUGAUGGGAGCUCAGCAGAACGGCAUGAUGGGAGCUCCGCAGAACGGCAUGAUGGGAGCUCAGCAGAACGGCAUGAUGGGAGCUCCGCAGAACUGCAUGAUGGGAGUUCCGCAGAACGGCAUGAUGGGAGUUCCGCAGAACGGCAUGAUGGGAGUUCCGCAGAACGGCAUGAUGGGAGUUCCGCAGAACGGCAUGAUGGGAGUUCCGCAGAACGGCAUGAUGGGAGUUCCGCAGAACGGCAUGAUGGGAGUUCCGCAGAACGGCAUGAUGGGAGUUCCGCAGAACGGCAUGAUGGGAGUUCAGCAGAACUGCAUGAUGGGAGUUCCGCAGAACGGCAUGAUGGGAGUUCAGCAGAACGGCAUGAUGGGAGCUCAGCAGAACGGCAUGAUGGGAGCUCAGCAGAACGGCAUAAAGGGGGGAGUGGCGGCCAUGCCUCAGCAGGCGUACGGAGUACAGCAGGGUCAGCAGCAACAGUGGAACAUCACUCAGAUGACCCAGCACAUGGCGGGACUGAACCUCUACGGAGCCAACGGCAUGAUGGGAUACGACGGUCAGCACAUGGAAGGACCAACGACUCAAAGCUCCACCCACGUGAUGACAUCACACAUCUGGAAGUGAUGUCAUUAUAUGAAGAGGAAGUGCAGUUGAUGUCACUGGAGCAGCAGUGGUGCUUGGAAGGUUUUGGGGACUUUUCUACUAAACUCUCCAUCAGACAAUUAACAGGGGAGGAAGAGGAGAGAAGAGAGGAGAGGAGCGGAUAGGAGGGAAGAGGAUGAGCAGAUAGGAGGGGAGAGGAGAGAAGAGUAGAGGAGAGGAGGAUAAGUUUAUAUAGGAGCUAUUUCUAUCUCUCCUCUUCUCCUCCUCUCCUCUCCUCCUCUCCUCUUCUCUCCUCUCCUAUCCUCUCCUCUCCUCUUCACUCUUCUCCUCCUCUCCUCUCCUCCUCUCCUCUUCUCUCCUCUCCUAUCCUCUCCUCUCCUCUUCACUCUUCUCCUCCUCUCCUCUCCUCCUCUCCUCUUCUCUCCUCUCCUAUCCUCUCCUCUCCUCUUCACUCUUCUCCUCCUCUCCUCUCCUCCUCUCCUCUUCUCUCCUCUCCUAUCCUCUCCUCUCCUCUUCACUCUUCUCCUCUCUCCUCCUCUCCUCUCCUCUCCUCUCCUCCUCUCCUCUCCUCCUCUCCUCUUCUCUCCUCUCCUAUCCUCUCCUCUUCUCUCCUCUCCUCUCCUCUCCUCUCCUCUCCUCUCCUCUCCUCUCCUCUCCUCUCCUCUCCUCUCCUCUCCUCUCUCCUCCUCUCCUCUUCACUCUUCUCCUCUCUCCUCCUCUCCUCUCCUCUCCUCUCCUCUCCUCUCCUCUCCUCUCCUCCUCUUCUCUCCUCUCCUCUCCUCUCCUCUUCACUCUUCUCCUCUCUCCUCCUCUCCUCUCCUCUCCUCUCCUCCUCUCCUCUCCUCCUCUUCUCUCCUCUCCUAUCCUCUCCUCUCCUCUCCUCUCCUCUCCUCUCCUCUCCUCUUCACUCUUCUCCUCUCUCCUCCUCUCCUCUCCUCUCCUCCUCUCCUCUCCUCCUCUUCACUCCUCUCUCCUCUCCUCUCCUUUCAGAGCCAUUUUUGCAGAUUUCCAUGCUUGCCUUCAGAUCAUUCUACGACCAAUCAAAGGACAGAGCUCAGAGGUGAAGGGAUCACAGAUGUCACACUGAACUGGGACAACAGCAUAGAAUACAUCUCAUAUCCAGUGUGUGUGUGUUUGUGUGUGACUGUGUGUGCAUGCUUACCUAUCUCUGAUGUGUAAUUGGUAAUCUGUAUCAGCCUUUAUUUCUGAUGAACUCAUCCAACUGAACUAUUCCUGAUGAACUCAUCCCAACUGAACUAUUCCUGAUGAACUCAUCCCAACUGAACUAUUCCUGAUGAACUCAUCCCAACUGAACUAUUCCUGAUGAACUCAUCCCAACUGAACUAUUCCUGAUGAACUCAUCCCAACUGAACUAGUCCUGGUUUGAAACAGACUUCAGUUAGUUGGUGUCCACCCUAGUCUGUAUAGAUCUGGGUUGCAUUCCAAGUGGCACCCUAAUCCCUUUUAUAGUGCACUACUUAUGACUAGGGCCCUAUGAGGAUGCAGACUUGGUGUAGGUACGUGCUGUUACUAAAGGCACCAUUACCUACCUGCGGACCCUUACCUCUCUCAUCACAGGGGUCUUCAACGCAACUCCUGGAGGGCUUUUUGGAGGAAGCAACACAGAGGUGUACAUUACCAAAUGUCAUCCUAUUCCCUUUGAAGUACACUACUUUUGACCAGGGUAAUAGUAUGCCGUUUGUGACACACCCUAGAGUAUUCUCAGUCAAUUGUCGACCGGCUAAUCAGAAACCAAAGAUGACAGGAGAGCUUUAUAAUGGCUAGUAAUGGCUAGUAAUGGCUAGUAAUGGCUAGGUGAGAUGUGUUGGAUGGCAUCGCCAUUGAACUAAACGGUUAGCGUACUAGUGAUUAUACAAUAUUAGUUACUUCCUACUUCAUAGGCUACAUUCAAACUUGUAGAGGACAUUUAAAUUAGUGCAAUACAUAUUGAAUGGCUAUUAAUGUUUAUGUUACAGGAUAGAAUUAGCAGGUAUGCUAGUCUAGCUAAUAACCCUACAGGAUAGAAUUAGCAGGUAUGCUAGUCUAGCUAAUAACCCUACAGGAUAGAAUUAGCAGGUAUGCUAGUCUAGCUAAUAAACCUACAGGAUAGAAUUAGCAGGUAUGCUAGUCUAGCUAAUAACCCUACAGGAUAGAAUUAGCAGGUAUGCUAGUCUAGCUAAUAACCCUACAGGAUAGAAUUAGCAGGUAUGCUAGUCUAGCUAAUAAACCUACAGGAUAGAAUUAGCAGGUAUGCUAGUCUAGCUAAUAACCCUACAGGAUAGAAUUAGCAGGUAUGCUAGUCUAGCUAAUAACCCUACAGGAUAGAAUUAGCAGGUAUGCUAGUCUAGCUAAUAACCCUACAGGAUAGAAUUAGCAGGUAUGCUAGUCUAGCUAAUAAACCUACAGUAUAGAAUUAGCAGGUAUGCUAGUCUAGCUAAUAACCCUACAGGAUAGAAUUAGCAGGUAUGCUAGUCUAGCUAAUAACCCUACAGGAUAGAAUUAGCAGGUAUGCUAGUCUAGCUAAUAACCCUACAGGAUAGAAUUAGCAGGUAUGCUAGUCUAGCUAAUAACCCUACAGGAUAGAAUUAGCAGGUAUGCUAGUCUAGCUAAUAACCCUACAGGAUAGAAUUAGCAGUUAUGCUAGUCUAGCUAAUAAACCUACAGGAUAGAAUUAGCAGGUAUGCUAGUCUAGCUAAUAACCCUACAGGAUAGAAUUAGCAGGUAUGCUAGUCUAGCUAAUAACCCUACAGGAUAGAAUUAGCAGGUAUGCUAGUCUAGCUAAUAACCCUACAGGAUAGAAUUAGCAGGUAUGCUAGUCUAGCUAAUAAACCUACAGGAUAGAAUUAGCAGGUAUGCUAGUCUAGCUAAUA